CCAUGGCAUCCAUCAAGGAACGUGAAAACUUCGUCUACAUCGCCAAGCUCGCUGAACAAGCCGAGCGCUAUGAAGAAAUGGUGGAAGCAAUGAAGAAUGUGGCGAAGCUAAAUGUUGAGUUAACGGUGGAGGAGAGAAACCUUCUAUCAAUCGGAUACAAGAACGUAGUGGGUGCUCAUAGGGCUUCUUGGAGGAUUCUAUCCUCGAUUGAGCAAAAGGAAGAAGCUAAAGGGAAUGAUGUGAAUGUGAAACGGAUAAAGGUGUAUAGACAGAAAGUUGAAUCUGAGUUGUCCAAUAUAUGCAGUGAUAUCAUGACUAUUAUUGAUGACCACCUUAUUCCUUCAUCCUCUUCUGCUGGUGAAUCUAGUGUCUUUUUCUAUAAGAUGAAAGGGGAUUAUUAUCGGUAUAUGGCGGAAUUCAAGACUGGUGAUGAGAGAAAAGAGGUUGCUGAUCAUUCCAUGGAAGCAUAUCAGAUAGCUUCAACUGCCGCAGAAGCUGAGUUACCUCCCACGCAUCCCAUUCGAUUGGGUUUAGCUUUGAACUUCUCUGUGUAUUAUUAUGAAAUUUUGAACUCUCCGGAAAGGGCAUGUCACCUUGCUAAGCAGGCAUUUGAUGAAGCAAUCUCUGAGUUGGAUACUCUGAGUGAGGAGUCUUACAAAGACAGCACACUGAUUAUGCAGCUUCUAAGGGACAACCUCACAUUGUGGACUUCUGACAUCCCUGAAGAUGGAGCUGAGGAUGAAAAGGUGGAGUCUUCGCGAGCUGGUGAAGGUGAAGAUGCAUAG
Molecule: messenger RNA, 785 nt
Organism: Cicer arietinum (chickpea)
Lineage: Eukaryota; Viridiplantae; Streptophyta; Magnoliopsida; Fabales; Fabaceae
Product: 14-3-3-like protein C
Source: RefSeq, marked provisional